AUGACGCCUCCCCGCAUACUCGCCGGCAUCUUCCUUCUCCUGGCGGUUUACUGCGCCGUCGACCCGUUUAACCACUCGGCGAUGUCUGAAUUCCCGAACUUCGAAACGGUUAAGGUCGAAAUGCCGGCAUGGUCCGAGCUCCCGAUAGAGAAAGACCACGAGAACCUGCUUCAGAAAUCGGAAAUCAAGUUUUUGAACGAGUUGCAGGGGCCCGAGAGCAUGGCGUUCGACCCGAUGGGCCGCGGCCCGUAUACUGGGGUUGCUGAUGGGAGGAUUGUGUUCUGGGAUGGGCACAAGUGGAAUGAUUUUGCGUACACUUCAGCUAAUCGGUCGGGCCUCUGUGAUCCAAAACCUUCGAUCUUUGGCUACUUGAAGAAUGAGCAUAUAUGCGGGAGGCCAUUGGGUUUAAGAUUUGAUAAAAAAACGGGUGAUUUGUACAUAGCAGAUGCUUAUCUUGGGUUGAUGAAAGUCGGGCCUGAAGGUGGUCUGGCAGAAUCAUUGGCCACCGAAGCUGAAGGAAUUCCUCUGAGAUUUACAAAUGACUUAGAUAUCGACAAUGAAGGAAAUGUUUAUUUUACUGAUAGCAGCAUCAAUUAUCAAAGAAGGAACUUUCUCCAGUUAGUUUUCACUGGGGACGAUAGUGGAAGGGUGCUGAAAUACAAUCCAAACACAAAAGAAGCAACUGUCCUCAUUCGAAAUGUUCAAUUCCCAAACGGGCUUUCCAUGAGUAAGGAUGGUUUGUUCUUUGUAUUCACCGAGGGUGCAAUUGGAAGGCUGCAAAAGUACUGGUUAAAGGGCGAAAAGGCAGGAACUACUGAGGUUAUGGCCAUUCUCCCGGGACAUCCGGACAAUGUCCGGAUGAACGAGAAGGGGGAGUUCUGGGUAGCAAUCCACUGCCGCCGGACCAUAUACUCCCACUUCCUAGGACUGUACCCAAAGGUCCGAAAAUUGUGGCUCAAGCUCCCGAUUCCAGCUAAGUUCCACUACCUCAUGCAGAUUGGAGGCCACAUGCAUGCAGCCAUUGUUAAGUACAGCUCGAAAGGCGAGCUUCUGCAGAUUUUGGAGGAUAGAAAAGGGAAAGUGGUUAGAGCAGUUAGCGAAGUCGAGGAAAAAGAAGGGAAGCUUUGGAUGGGGAGUGUUUUGAUGCACUUUGUGGCUGUUUAUGAGUUGGAAUGA
This is a messenger RNA of Striga hermonthica, 1176 nucleotides long. The record is from the annotation of a GenBank genome assembly. NCBI's taxonomy places the organism in Eukaryota, Viridiplantae, Streptophyta, Magnoliopsida, Lamiales, Orobanchaceae.